UCCAAGGAUUCAAUAAAUCAUGUGUCGUCUUAUCUUGUUUAAAUUAGCACCGCCUUACAUUAUCAGAGUCAAGGCCGUGGCAUUGAAGGAGCAGCAUAAAAGCAUUUCCCUGCAGCAGCUGAGGACCGUCCUGCACAGCUCCUCUCUGUGAUGCUUGGCCUCCUGCUGAACCACGCCGCUCUGUCUGGGCCCUCUGCUGCAGAUAUGGCUUGGCUUCUGUGUCUGUGUGCGUUUUUGGUGGUGACUCUGGCCUUGUUAGCGGUGCAGCAGUUAAAGCUCAGAGUCUCUCUGUGUGGCCUCCAGGAGCCCCCCCGCCUCCCAGCACUACCCCUGAUCGGCAGUCUGCUGAGUUUGCGAAGUCCACACCCUCCUCAUGUGCUUUUCAAAGAACUGCAGAGGAAGUAUGGGCAGACGUACUCUUUGAUGAUGGGCUCCCACACUGUCAUCAUCGUCAACCAGCACAAAGACGCCAAAGAAGUGCUGCUUAAGAAGGGAAAGACAUUCGCAGGAAGACCCAGAACUGUGACCACAGACAUUCUGACCAGAGAUGGGAAAGACAUUGCAUUCGGAGACUACAGUGCGACUUGGAGGUUCCACAGGAAAAUAGUCCACGGAGCUCUGUGCAUGUUUGGAGAGGGCUCAGCCUCCAUCGAGAAGAUCAUCUGUGCAGAGGCCCAGUCCCUGUGCUCCAUCCUGUCUGAGGCAGCGGCUGCUGGCCUCUCCCUGGAUCUGUCCCCUGAGCUGACUCGGGCUGUCACCAACGUCAUCUGCGCGCUCUGCUUCAACUCCUCCUACCGCCGUGGAGACCCUGAGUUUGAGGCCAUGCUAAGCUACAGCCAGGGCAUCGUGGACACUGUGGCAAAGGACAGCCUGGUGGACAUCUUCCCCUGGUUGCAGAUAUUUCCCAAUGCAGACCUGCGUCUUCUAAAGCAGUGUGUUUCAACCAGAGACGAACUCCUACAGAAGAAAUAUGAUGAACAUAAGGCAGAUUACAGCGACCACGUGCAGAGAGACCUGCUGGACGCUCUGCUGAGAGCCAAGCGCAGCGCCGAGAACAACAACACAGCAGAGGUCAGCGCGGAGUCCGUAGGGCUCAGCGAAGACCACCUCCUCAUGACUGUGGGAGACAUCUUCGGAGCCGGAGUGGAAACCACCACCACUGUGCUGAAGUGGGCCGUCAUCUACCUCAUUCAUCACCCACAGGUGCAGAAACGUAUCCAGGACGAGCUGGACAGUAAGGUGGGGGCAGGGCGGUCCCCCCAGCUCAGCGACAGAGGGAGUCUUCCCUACCUGGAGGCCACCAUCAGGGAGGUGUUACGGAUCCGCCCUGUGGCCCCUCUGCUCAUCCCCCAUGUGGCCCUCACUGACACCAGCAUCGGGGACUUCACUGUGAGGAAAGGGACUCGAGUCAUCAUCAACAUGUGGUCUCUGCACCAUGACGAGAAGGAAUGGAAAAACCCUGAGCUCUUUGACCCCGGUCGGUUCUUGAACAGUGACGGCACGGGUCUGGUCAUCCCGUCGUCCAGCUACCUGCCGUUUGGUGUGGGGGUCAGGGUGUGUCUGGGCGAGGCCUUGGCCAAGAUGGAGCUCUUCCUCUUCCUGUCCUGGAUCUUACAGCACUUCACCCUCUCAGUCCCACCGGGCCACACUCUGCCCAGCCUCGACGGCAAGUUUGGCGUGGUCCUCCAGCCGGCCAAGUACAAAGUGAACGCUACGCCCAGACCGGGCUGGGAGAGGAACAAGUGCCAGGAGUGUUGAGACUGUUCCCCAUGGUCUCGACAGGCAGGCAGAGAUCAAGCACACAGCGGUGAACUGGACAUAUGUUUGCACAUUAUUAUUCCUUAACCAUCAGUUCCCAACAUUAUGUAUGAGAAUACAUUGUAUUUAGUUCUAUCUGCUGCCAUAAAAUACAUGAAAAGGGCCAGACCAGGGCCAACAAACCAACAGCAAAUAGUUCAUAGAUUAGGAGACACUCGUCUCUGUCCACAGACUUGUAAUUCAUGAAUCUGCGAGCAUCUUUGAGGCAAAGAUUAAAUCUAUUGAUUCUGCAGGAAAGAGUCAUUUAACAGGUGUCUGUACUGAACAGCCACAUUAACAUAUAAUAUACUGACAUUAGUAACUCCACCAUCCGUGACAGCCACGCAGGAUAUCUGUACCUAUUUUUAGAAUAUAUUUAUAACCUUUGCCCUGUGAUCAGGACGCGCUAAGCUUAUAUGAUACACAUGCUCUCGGAGAGGAAUCUCAUCACUACAAUAGAUGGAGGUGACAGAAAGUGACUCAUAGAUUCAACUAUUUUUUUUAAGUUAUUUUUUGCCUUUAUUCUGACAGUUGUAAUGAGAGAGAGAGACAGGAAAGUCAGGGAGAGAGAGAGAGAGGAUGACAUGCAAUCAAGGGCCACAGGUCGGAUUGGAACCUGGGCCACUGCAGUUAGGACUGAGCCUCUGUAGUAUGCGCUCCACCAGGCGAGCCGCCGGGGCGCCCACAUUCAGCUAUUUUAAAGAAACCUGUUGGUGAAGUGUCAGGUUCUGCUUUCCUUUUUAAAUAGUUUCAGUUCCUGUAACGUCAAAUCGCAUUUGUCCAUCUCUUAACGUACUUAGAAAGCUAGAUGCGUUUUUUUGCUCGUAAAGUUACAAGAAACUUUGAAUGGAUCCAUCGUCAGUGUGUUGAUGACGCUCAUAUUGACCUAAGAUCAGCUGUGAAGAUCUUUAAGUUAUCACCUGACCUCUAACCACAGCUGUGCAUCAAUGUUCACAGUUUCAAUUUAAGACUAAGGUCAGGAAUCAUUUAUAUUUCCUACAAGCAUAUUGACCAAUAGCCCUAAUAAAAACUCUGCAGUGACAGUGUUUUCUGCAAAUGAAAACCGAAGUCAAGAUUAUUUAUUUUUGUCAGUGUGGAAUUCAAUUCUGAAUGCAUGUAAAUACUUAUGAUUACUCACCAAUAAUAUAACAUUAAAAAUUGUAAUGACAUCACAUGGGCAGUGUUUGGUGAGUUUGUGGUAACAGGAGAUUUAACAUGGCACUGAAAUAUAAUGAAAUAUACAGAUGAAAUGGGGAAUAGGAAAUAAAAGUCUUGUCUCAAGUAAAGGUUCUUCCGGUGAGUUGAAGUAAAUGCCCAAUUUAAAUGGUUGAUCCAGCAUUAACAAACACAGGCUUGUUUCUAAUAAAGACUGGGUAGAAACACUGAGGAGGGUGGAAUUAGCUGUACUUAGUAGUGGUGGAAGAAGUACUCACAUUGCCACAAUUUAAAAAAUUCCAUUACAAGCUAAAGUCUUGCAUUCGAAAUUCACUGCAGUCAAACAACAGAAAGAACAGAAAUAUCAAUCAGUCCUCUUUCCUCAGAAAACUGCAGCCUGAGACUGAUACAAUAUCUGUAAGACGUAAAAGGUGCAGCUAGUUUUAAACACAGUAAGAUAGGCCUGCUUGAUUCGGGCAAAAAUCAUAAUCACGAUUAUUUUCAUCAAUAUCGAAAUCACGAUUGUUUAACACAAUUAUACACUUACCUAAGAAACACCACACAUUUAUUGAACUUUUGAAAAAACUGAAAAUAAAACUGAUUUCAAAACAAAAAGUGUGUUGCUGUAGUUUUUCCAGUUGUACACAAUAUAAGUUACAGAUAUCUGAGUGUGGGACAGCAGAGGGCGCGAUCUCACCUGACUGUAUGUAGAAAGUCUCUGAGCUGGCAAACUGCUACAGAUGAUGCACUCCUACGUUUAGGGAUAGGUAUUAGGUAUCAUUAAGAUUUUAAUGGUAUUUUAUCCAUACUGCUUAUCGAUCUGAUUUUUUAACGGUUCUCUCAUUUGUACUUUUUGUUAUUUUGGAAGAGAAAAAAAUGAAUUAAGAACAGAAUUAACAUUGCUUUAUUCCCUCAUAUGUGCUCACUUUACAUUCUUGAGUG
This is a messenger RNA of Seriola aureovittata, 3894 nucleotides long. It is a transcript of the gene cyp17a1, whose product is annotated as steroid 17-alpha-hydroxylase/17,20 lyase. The transcript has 8 exons. Bases 151 to 1758 code for a protein of 535 amino acids. Gene Ontology annotation, molecular function: heme binding; iron ion binding; steroid 17-alpha-monooxygenase activity. Gene Ontology annotation, biological process: hormone biosynthetic process; progesterone metabolic process. Lineage: Eukaryota; Metazoa; Chordata; Actinopteri; Carangiformes; Carangidae. The record is from RefSeq and is a predicted model, not a curated record.